Messenger RNA from Coccidioides immitis RS, 1226 nucleotides. RefSeq names its product ribosomal protein S15. Gene Ontology annotation, molecular function: structural constituent of ribosome. The record is from RefSeq and is a predicted model, not a curated record. Gene Ontology annotation, biological process: translation. Gene Ontology annotation, cellular component: ribosome. Lineage: Eukaryota; Fungi; Ascomycota; Eurotiomycetes; Onygenales; Onygenaceae. The coding region runs from base 33 to 962 and encodes 309 amino acids. The transcript is spliced from 2 exons.
GGCAUUGGAAGGGGACUGUCAGCGCUGUCAAAAUGCCGCCACGAAUUCCAAUUCAAUCGUGUUCCAAAUCCCUUAACGGGCCACUAUACAACUGGUUCGCUGGCCUGUCUCUUGGGCCCAGCGUUUAUUCCAGAUCCGCCUCAUCCAAGACGAAACGCCAAAAGAAACACUAUGACCCGUUUGCAUUGGCGCAGGCUCGCCAAAGGAAAGCUGCGAAUUUGUCCCGGCAGCGUGUUUUAAAAGAAGAACGUGAAGCCGCGCGUGGAGAUCCGGUGGUGGGAAAACCGACAGCUUUGACCGAGGCGUUGCUAAAUGGGCAAGUUAUCCCUCCAAGUUCACCAGCGGCAGCCAGCGAGGCAUCGGCCAGCUCAUCGGAUCUUAACUUCUUUCUGUCGGCGGACGAAUUGAACUUCGCCCUUGCACGCUCGGAGAAAAAUACCCAGCCUGUGGUAGAGGAGGGCCCUUCUUUCGACCCGCAAAAGGCGGAGGAGGAAGCGAAAAGGCACUCGGACAAGCACAAGAAUGCCGAGGAAGCAGUGAGACGUAUCAUGCAGAUGAACAACGCCAGCAGCAAAGAUCGAACACGGCUGAACAUCCAGCGUUGUAUCGAAACAUUCGGGCGACAUAAUACAGAUGCGGCUCUUCCUCCAAAGCCAGAGGCCGCCCCACACCCUUCUGCACCUCAACAUCCUCCCAGACCAUCUCGUGCCGGUCCAGAUACCGGUUCAUCCGAAGUUCAGAUCGCGAUUUUAACCACAAAGAUUCUUACUCUUGCAAAACAAUUGGAGACUACUUCACACAAAGAUAAGCAUAACAAGCGGAACCUCAGAUUACUAGUUCAUAAACGACAAAAGCUGCUUAACUAUCUUCGGAAAAAGGAACGUGGGGGUCCAAGAUGGCAGAACUUGGUGAACACACUCGGUCUCAGUGAUGCGACUUGGAAAGGGGAAAUCAGUCUAUAGGAGCGAUGCGUGGAUAUAUGUACUGUACUAUUAUUUCUCUUUGAGUAUUUUUCCCAGGUAACAUUGUAUUUAUGUUUUCGCUUGUGUGUACCAGUCGUACGCUUCGAUGAUGCUGGGUUUCUUCGAGAUUUCUUGAGUCUUCAAUGGGUCGAGUGACCAGUCUAUGGAGUAUAGUACAGCGUCUAUACAUGGUCUUGAUCUCAGCGGCUUAUAUACAUUGGAUGUAUGUAUUCUCGAGUGGUUAUGAGACGCUGUCGUGAGCCC